Messenger RNA from Lactuca virosa, 4035 nucleotides. NCBI's taxonomy places the organism in Eukaryota, Viridiplantae, Streptophyta, Magnoliopsida, Asterales, Asteraceae. The record is from the annotation of a GenBank genome assembly.
AUGAAAAGCUUUCCAAGGGACCGAACUUGUAAUUUACCCUUAGGAGACGCCUUUCGUCCAAAUAACGGUCUACUUUCAGGAGAUGCACCGGAAACCUCCUCGUCUUUUCCUUAUCUUCCGAUAGAUGCGGCCACAACCGAUUUCCCUCCCUCUGAAUACAAUUACAAGUUCAAACCGCCAUUUCACUAUGCAACUUCUUCUUCUACUCAAUAUCCUUCAAUUCUUCGGAAAACAUCCUCGACCAUGGCUGCUCAGUGGCUCUUCUGCAACGCUCUCAUUGCCCUCCUCGUCCUCUUCAUUGCUCCUCCUGUAUCAAAAUCAGAUGAUAGGUCAACACCGUCACCAGGUUUUGCUUAUAGUUGGAUGGAUGAUGAUGAUGAAUUUUACCCAGGUGAUAUUGCAACGAUUAAGGUUAAAAUAUUGGGGAAUUACAACAGUGAGGAAUACAAAUACCCUUUUAAUCCGAACAUCACAGUGAAUGGCUCAAUGGGGAACAGUAGUUAUGUUACCGAUGUGCAUUCCGAUUUUGGCAAUGACACGAACAAUUGGUGGAUUCUUUUUAAGCCAAUCAUGGUUGGAUUUUUCUACGUGGUUAUUGAUGAUGAACAUUUCAGAGUGCAUGACAACUCUUUGCAUUUCCACGUUUCACCAGCUGAGUCGUAUAUACCUCCUCAUUUUAUGUUUCGUUGGCUGAAUUCUAAGAGUGAGUUUCAGGCAGGUGAUACUGCAACUAUUCAGGUUAUAGUAUCUGAGAAUUUCAACACUAAGACAUACAAAUACCCUUUUAAACCCAACAUCAUAGUGAGUGACUACAAUGGAAAGAAUGAGAAGAUGGGAAAUUGUAGUUACAUUACUGGGCUUUUUUCCAAUUUGGGCCCUGAUAUGAACAAAUGGGAGUUACAUUUUAUACCAAUUAUGGUUGGGACGUUCCACGUGCUUAUCACUCAAGAAAAUCUCAAUGUGUUUGACACCUCUAUGUCUUUCAAUGUUACACCAGGUAAAAUUUAUAAACCUGGUGGGAUUGUGUCAUGGAUGGGUGGAGUCAAUCAUUUUGCAUUUGAGGCAAAAGCUGAACUCUUGAUAUUUCCUAAAGAUGCAUUUGGGAACAAUCUUACAUAUAUAAGUGAAAAUUUUAAAAUUUACUUUUUUGAUUUAUCUGUUACAAAUGCAAAAGGUGAGGAUGCAUAUUUUCGGAAUUUGCAGCAGAGCGGAUGGAGUAGAUUUGGUGGUUUUGAGGUUUGGUUUAUUGCAGCCACAUCAGGAAAUCUCUUACUUCACGUAAAAGAUAAAAACCAACACUUGAUUGGAUCCCCAUUGACUUUCACGGUUGACCAUGGACCACUUGAUGUUGGUAACUGUUUGCCACAUUGGAGCACUGAAUCAAAAUCUUUUCAGAUCUUUUCCACUAUGGAAACAUUUAUAACUCAACGAGAUAAAUUUGGGAACCUUAUUCCAGAAUUUUAUCCAUUUGAUUUUGAUGUUAUUGGUAUGAAGGAAAAUUUGUCUUUGCCAAUUGGUGAUGUGCAAUAUCAGGAAGUAGCUCCAGGUGUUCAAUCGUUAUCUUUCAAAUUACUUAUAGAUGGGGAGUUUACACUCAUCAUUACAGAUAAGGAUAAGAAGCAACAGAUCAAGAACAUGCCACACGAAUAUAGGGUCUAUGUUGGAGACUCUUGAAUAGGGUAUUGUGAUGGAAUGAAGAGUAUUGUUAAUGGAUCUGGUUUACAAAACUCUGUUGCUGGAGAAGUUUCAAAAUUUUCUAUCUUCUUAAGGGAUAUUUAUGACUAUCCUUCACCAUUUGACUUGCUUAAAAUUCGAGUAGAAAUCACAUUGCCUUCACUCUCGCUUGAUGUGGAUCCACACAUAAAUCCAGUGGAUCCUCACAAUGGUGAGAAUGAGGAAUGGCAAACAUGGAAUAGUGACUUUGAGGUUGUUUAUAUACCUGAAAAGAGUGGGAUGUAUGAGAUUCAUGUAUAUUGUGGCAACAUUCCAUUGAAUGGAGGAAAUCCAUUCACAAAGUUUGUAAGUGCAGGCAAGGUCAAUGCAUCUGUAUCAAGAGUUGUAAAAUAUGAAGCAAGAGUAUCAAAAACGGUUUUACAUAGUGUAGAUGUGCAACUGAUGGAUUCUUUUUCUAAUCCAGUCUUGUUAAAAGCAUCAGAAUUGUCCAAAUUGACACUGGAUCCUGAUUCAAUCAACAGAUCAUUUUUCAUGGUUGUAAUGUUUGUAGACAACAGGGAUGGGACAUACACUGGCUUCUACAUGCCAAUGAUUCUUGGAACAUACAAGAUAUGUGCUUCAUUUGAAGGAAAGAGUAUCCCCCCAUGUCCCUUUGAGGUGACUACUUACAACAGGGAGGACUUUCCUAUCGCUUAUGGUCUUGAUGUCUCUGUUUGGGAGGAUGAAUCCAUAGUUUUUAAUGUUCUAGUAAACGAUUACUUUGUUGGUGGAAAGGCAAAAGUUCUUGAAUAUCAACAGCCAGGUCAUGGUUCACUUUUGCAGGAUGGAGAUCUGUUUAUAUACACUCCAUUUAAGAGAUUUUAUGGAAAUGAUUCAUUUCCAUACUCAAUGUCAGAUGCAAAUGGCAACAUUGCUUCUUCUCAUGUAAACAUAUUUGUCAUCUGUAUUCCCCCACAGUUUGUUUCUUUUCCACCUCAAUUGCAGGCAGAUGAAGAUACCUUCAGUCCUAAAUUUGGUGGUUAUUCAGGCUUUGAGAUCACAUAUUCAGAUUCAACAGAGAACAUCUCUAUUAUGUUCACUGCACAACAUGGAUCAUUCUUUCUCUCUCCUCUACUUAUGCAACUUUGGGAUCCCAUGUGGAAUGAGAUUUCAGUCACUAAAAUGGAAGGAAGGUCUAAAGAAUUGAUUAUAAGAGGUCGUUUGGAAGUUAUUAAUUUUGCCAUCAAAUCACUCAAAUACAUCGGGGAGGGGAACUUCAGUGGUAAAGAUACUCUUAAGGUUACCACCAUGAAUAAGCAUGGGAAGCAUGAUUGGGAUAUUCCAAUAAUUGUCAACCCAAGAAAUGAUCCUCCGUUUAUUAAUGUCCCUGAGUUCAUCAUGUUGGAGAAUGUGACAGAAGAUGAAGGUUUCUUGAUCUUUGAUAGACAACGAGACAAUGUUAGCUUCUCUAUUGGGGAUCCAGAUCAUCUUCACUUUACAGGAAAUAAGAGUCACUUCCGCGUGAUGUUUUCUGUGGAAGUUAGUUCUGGAUAUUUCUCAGCAAACCUUCCAGCUGAGCUUACAAGCACAACUGAAUUAAAGUUAAAGAAUAGCAACAGCAAUCAGUGGCAACCCCUUCUUACAUUUAUUGAAAUCUCAAGACGUUUUUCCCUCAAAGCAAAAGCCAUUAGAUUCAGGGGAACAAUUGAAGAUUGCAACACUCUCCUCCAACAAAUCCUUUAUCAUGGUGAUGAGGAUGGUGGGGUGCUUACAGUGAGUGUGAAUGAUAUGGGGUGGUAUGGAUGUUAUCCAGAAGAUUGUCAACAGAUGAUGUCAGCGCCUCUUAUUUCUGAGGCCACCAUCAACUUGAUAAGAAAGAUGCCUGUGGAUCCGGUGGUAGCUCACUCUCUUAUGUCAGCGAUUGUGAUCGAAGCCAUUAUACUCACAUUAUUGGUUGCGUUACUAAUAUUUUUCACAUGUAAAUGUGUAUUUGUCCUCCUACACAAAAAGAUCAAAAAUCAACCUCAACCUCAAUCUCAAAAUUUACACCACAUGUCAAGUACAAAAGACUCAUCUGAGAAUAUAACUGGACAGCCUUCUGGCUUAUCUAAACGGCUGCAUGAGGAAUCAAAAUUGGGCUAAGUGUUGAUUCUCACACAUCAAGCCCAUCUGGAGCAAAUUAAUGGAACUCUAUCUGUAAAUGCCUCUUCAUUAGUUAAAAUCCUUCACUAGGUCAAUAACCGUAUUUUUCCAACUUCUUUUGGUAUGUAUGUAUGUAUAUAGUCUUUAAAUCAGUUAAUUGUGGAGAUAUUGAUUUCAAAUCCUUGGUUUGGAAACAUAUGUGUAACAUCUUACACAUAGCUCCUUGUUAACACUUCCGUA